UUCACUGAUAUACGGAAUCCAUUCUUACAAAUACUAUAAUAGGUUAAGAUCUGGUGAAGUACAAUAGCAACCUUGUAAAAUACACAGUUUUGGUUUCCCCUUCCUCCUUUAUUUCCCCUUCUACACAGGUUCUGUUUCUCUUUCUCUUUUUCUCUCUUUUAUUUACAUCUCACCAUGUUUAGUGCCCAUAUAAUUAUGUGCUUUUUGCACUUUCAAUAAGGAUUUUUUUUUUUAAAAAAAGACAGGAUAAAGUCCCAGCGAUUCAAGCUGCAUUGUCUCCAGCUGAGGCUCAUUGCUCUUAUUCCUUCUCUACAGCUGGCAGGGGAGGCAAGGCUGCUUGGAACGCAAGGCAGCUGUGAAGGGGCUGGGUCUACAGCAUUUAAAGCCUUCCUCUCCUGCCCUGGUCCUCUUUGGGGCACAGUGGGUGGUGGGUUAAUUUUGCAGUCAGAAUGGGGCUGUUAGCUUCUGUUAGCGGUGUGCUGUUGUGUGUAGUAAUUGGUGUGGUGGACAUCGCAGGCCCUUGGGAGUUGUCUGGGGAUGAUCUAGUUUGGAGAUCUCCUUCCAGGACUGUCCCUCCAGUGGGACAGCCUCGCGGCUCAGUCUUGUCUCGGUCUUCACCCUGGGCUUGGAUGGACGUUCCCCAGCUGAGGGUUUUAUCCCUCCUGACUCCCGUGACUGUGCAUUGCAUGGAGGCUCAGGUGGUCGUAACUGUGAACAGGGACCUGUUUGGGACAGGGAGGCUCAUCCAAGCUUCAGACCUAAUCCUGGGCUCUCAUGGUUGCCAACACACUUCCUUUGACGAUGCAGAGAAUUUGGUGGUCUUUGAAGUUGGGCUCCAUGAGUGUGGCAGCAUCUUACAGAUGACUCCAGACUCUCUUGUCUAUAGCAUAAGCCUCUACUAUAGACCUAAUCCUGGAAGUAACUCUCAAAUCAUCAGGACCAGCCCAGCUGAAGUUCCUAUUGAAUGUCACUAUCCAAGGAAAGACAAUGUGAGCAGCAAGUCCAUCAGGCCAACGUGGAGUCCUUUCAGCUCUACCAUUUCUGCAGAAGCAAGGUUGGCCUUUUCGUUGCGUCUGAUGAACGAUGACUGGAGUGCGGAGAGAACCAUUAAUAGGUAUCAGCUGGGAGAUGCCAUGCACAUUCAGGCUGAUGUUAAUACUGAGAACCACGUGGUUCUGAAGCUCUUCAUUGACAACUGUGUGGCCACGCUGAGCCCAGACAGAGACUCUUCUCCCAGUUAUUCUAUAAUUGACUUCAAUGGAUGCCUGGUUGAUGGGAGAUCAGAUGACUCCAGUUCAGCCUUUGUGUCCCCAAGACGCAGAGAAGAUUCUCUCCAGUUCACAGUUGAUGCCUUCCAGUUUGCAGGAGAUAAUGGAGGCUUGGUCUACAUUACUUGCCACUUGAAAGUCACAGCAGCUGAUCAGCCUCUUGGUCCUCUGAACAAGGCUUGCUCUUUCAACAAAGCAAGGAACAGCUGGACUCCCAUUGAAGGUGCUGCAGACAUCUGCAGCUGCUGUGAGAGGAGGAACUGUAUGCCACCUGGAGGCCGGUCUGGAAGGAUGGAUCCCUGGUGGAGAGAGACGAGAGGACGCUUCCAGAGAGAUGCUCCUGUUAUUGUGCAUGGUGACUCUUCGGUGGGAAGAGCAGAGGCUGACGUGGUGAUAGGACCUGUUGUCCUGGGUGUCCCAAAGAGUUUGGGGCAUCUUCCUGAAAACCAAAGAACCAUGGGGGCAAUGGAAGAAGGUACCCAUGAGAUGUCUCUGUUGACAAUGGCAGGACUGUCCAUAGCAACUGUCUUCCUAGCUUUGACAUUGGGGAUUCUGGGAUAUCUCAUUGCCUGCAAGAAAAAAGCCACUCCAAUUCUACUCCAAUCUCAGAGCUUUCUGGAAAAGCUGUGUAAAAUAAAAUAAAAA
Molecule: messenger RNA, 1913 nt
Organism: Podarcis muralis (Common wall lizard)
Lineage: Eukaryota; Metazoa; Chordata; Lepidosauria; Squamata; Lacertidae
Product: zona pellucida sperm-binding protein 3-like
Biological process (GO): positive regulation of acrosome reaction; binding of sperm to zona pellucida; egg coat formation
Cellular component (GO): extracellular matrix
Molecular function (GO): acrosin binding
Source: RefSeq, a predicted model, not a curated record